Dicrocoelium dendriticum is the source of this 950-nucleotide messenger RNA. Lineage: Eukaryota; Metazoa; Platyhelminthes; Trematoda; Plagiorchiida; Dicrocoeliidae. The record is from the annotation of a GenBank genome assembly.
GCUUACUGGAGUUACUCCGCCUCCUAACCGGAUCUUUGCAAACGACACUGGAAAUGCCCAUCGCACCUUCCCUAUACUCUAUCAAAUCCAUUCUCAUUCUGGAUGGGGAUGGGAAACGUAUCGUCGGCAAGUAUUAUAACUCUGUCCUCACUUGUCGCAAAGAGCAGAUUGAUUUUGAAUCCAAACUUUUCAAGAAAACAAAUAAAUCAUCUGGAGCGGAGAUUACUCUUCUUGACGGUGCCACGUGCGUUUAUCGAAACGUCGGUGAUAUUUUUUUCUACGUUAUUGGUGACAGUUCUGAGAAUGAGCUUAUCCUUGUAAACGCACUGAAUUGUCUGUACGAAUCUGUGACACAGUUAUUGAAACGAUGCGUUGAGAAGAAAACAGUGUUGGACAACUUGGAUUUGAUUUUUCUUGUGAUCGACGAGCUUUGCAACAACGGCAUUCUUAUGGAAUGUGAUUCUGCCGCUCUCGUGUCUCGCGUUGGUGCCCGAACGGAAGACAUUCCUCUGGGUGAACAAACGGUUGCACAAGCUAUCCAUAACGCAAAGGAACAAAUAAUGUCAUCAUGGAGAAAAUAGCAGUCCGACAUGGUUGCCUUUUUCCUCGUUUUAUGCAUGCUGUGAACUGCUACACAUGGUUCUUGGAAGCUGUUCAUUCACUAUUUCAGCGAUGUGCUAGCCCCGUUGCUACAAUCCUGCUCCUGUAUUAUUCCAGAGUUGAUUGGAAUGAGCUGGAUUUGUAUCGUUAAACGUUGGUAACUGAGCUGACCACCAUACUUUUGGUAUUGGAGCUUGGUCACUGUGCUGUGAUUUAUCUAUAUUUCACUUACCAUGUAAAACUGUUAUUGGAUAUAUUGUUUCCCGGUAGUUUUGCAUUCUAUCCUGAAACAUCUACGUCAAAUCAGUGAAGUGUUAUGCCAGUGGGAAUCUCUAUCGAAUGUUCCCAUA